Messenger RNA from Lodderomyces parapsilosis, 2451 nucleotides. RefSeq lists its product as uncharacterized. The transcript has a single exon. Bases 1 to 2451 code for a protein of 816 amino acids. NCBI's taxonomy places the organism in Eukaryota, Fungi, Ascomycota, Pichiomycetes, Serinales, Debaryomycetaceae. Gene Ontology annotation, molecular function: phosphatidylinositol binding. The record is from RefSeq and is a predicted model, not a curated record.
AUGGAUCCCCUAGAAAACCACUUCCUCAAGAAGUUUCUCCUUGAAAGGCAAUUGCAGAAGGAGUUGAAGUUGAUGUGGGAGAAUAUGCGAGCGGUUGAUGACCCUGAGAAGCUCCCGUUGCUCUCAUUCUUUUUUCAUGAAUACAUCUCCACAUUCCCCUUUAUCACCAACAAUACUGAACAACAACAGCAACAGUUUUGGCAGGAUGUAUUUCAGUUUGUGGAAAACUUCAAUUCAAAGAAUUUUAGCACUUCAAAUGAGAGAAACGGACUGACAAAGAGAAGUCAAGCUAAUAGGAAGCUACUUGGUGGAUUGUUGGUAUUUUACAACUCCGUCUUGAUUACAGGCAAUGAGAUGGCGUACCUCACUGAACCCCAUUUGAAAGCCUCAGAUACUGCAAAGUUGGAUAAGUUUGACUUUCAAAAGAAAAAGAACAUAACAGUUGUAGGAAUGGAUCAGUAUGAUCGAAUGAAGUUUGUCAAUGGAUUAUACAUCAACAUUGUUGCGUUGAGAAGAGUUGAAGGUGAACAGUCUUGGUUUUUUACAGCAAGUCACCAUUAUGAUUUUAUUAUCCAAGUGGUGAGAAGGGAGGAUUCCACAACUAGUUUCAUUUGCAAGAGCCAUCACCAACUAGGCCAAUUAGAACACGACUUGAAAAAGGAACUACCUGGUGUCAUGCUGACGUUGCAGACGAAACUACCACACAAGCCAAAAGAUAAUGAAAACAAGAUUGAGACAAAUAGAAUGGCCACGAGAAGCUGGCUCCGACAAUUGGCAGAAAAGAUGGAGGUGGCUGAGUCACCGGUAUUUGAAGAAUUUCUUUCCACUGAUAUCACUAAGCUAACUCACGAGGAUGAAGCAGACUACAAGCAUAGAAUAAACCACGAAAUGGAUAUUUUGAAAACUCAAAUCGAAUUUCACGACCAAACUGCAAAAGUGAUGCAGGACUUGACGCACAACUUUGAACAUUUUAAGCAAUCAAUUACCACACAGGAUGACGCUGUAAUGAGUUUAUUCAAAGAAAUUGGGUCUCUCAAGAGCAUUAAGGCAGCCUCACCACUUUUGAAGACAUUCAACGAUUGGUGCAAACUUCAACUUGCUGCCAUCGUCUAUCAAACAUUUCUUGGCCAGGAUGACUCAUAUGCGAUAUUGAAAAAGACAAAAAAAUUUCACCGGUUGUUCCCGUAUAGCUUAAUCUAUGCUAUCCUACGAUUCACAAACCCAAUGAAGAUGGUGUCGCGAAUUAUUGAUUUGCUAUUUGUAAACAUUCCUCGAUUACCCACUUGGAACAGACAAUUGGCGGAAGACUCGAAAAACACAGGUGCUAGAAACUUGUUUUCCUUGAUUCUUAUCAUGUUGUUGAAUGAGGAUUUGAAUGGAUUCGGAAAAGAAUUAUACACAUUGAAAGAGAAACUAACUGGGUAUGAGCUUUACAUGGAGAGGAUUGACAAGUAUGUGAAUUUACCAAACGAGGAGAUGGAAAAGAUUAGACAAGAACCAGGGGAAAACUUGGUGCUUACAACAUUGUCUACAAGCUUGAUUUCUCCGCCUGCUGAUGUCAGGUUAAAUGCCAUUGUGGCAUCUUUCAAAGGGGAAGAGGACACAACACUAUACCUCAACUUGAGACAAUAUUGGCUCCUUCAAAUACGCACCCGCGAUAAGCUCCUAUUUAAAGAGCUUUGGAGGCAGCCAGAGCUCAUAAAUUUGAUCAAGAGCACAGUGGACUAUUUCUACACCCCAUUGAUUAAAGUGUUUGCCAAAGCAAAGGUUCACAUUGCAUUUUCUGCUCUUGAAGGUUUGAACAACGGUAUGUUAAAAACACUAUCAUCGAUCCAGCGCAGUGAUCAUCUCAACUCUACUGAGAUCUACCAACGAAUUAAAACGGUGCUUGACAAUCACGAAGAAGUGAUUUGGAACUUCAUUCGUGAUGUUUACGUCAACGACGAUGAAAAGAUAUUCUACAAACUAAUUCUUUGGAUCGAAAGGUUUCUUAAUUUAGUAAGGUUAAAAUUUGAAAAUCAACAAGCGGUUAUGCUAGAUAUUGAAAUUGAAAAUGUCACCCCGUUGUUGAAACAACAAUUGCAUGCUAAAAUCAACGCUACAUUGGCUAAACGAAAACUAUUCAAGGAUUACCUAGAAGCAAAGAAUUCACAACGAGACGAACUAGAAAAAGAUUGGGAAAAGAUGAAUGAGGGUUUGCUUGGAGAUACAACUGCUGAUGACUUUGGGGUGAAGAGUGAGGACAUACAAGAUAUAAACAAUGUCGCUCUAGAAGAAAACAUUUUAGAAUCCAAUCAGACAAAUCUUGAAAAAGAGUUGCUAGCACGGUUAAAUGCAAUUGACAUCAACUCUGACACAUCUGAGUUGGACAAGAUAGAUAUCAGUCAAGAGGUGAAAACAACGCUACAAAGAAUUAGAAGUAGCGGUAGGUGUCUAAAUAACAACAAGUAA